AUGAAUAAUGAGCUUAUCAAACAAACAAUAGAUCAUGUCAAUGCAAAUCAAAACGAUAUCAAUGAAAUCAAGAUGAUUGAUUAUGAUCUUGAAAAUAGCAAAAGUACGAUCAAAUGUGAAUUUGAUCAGCACAAAUUUGAAAAGAAUUUCGCUAGCCAAUAUUCAACAAAACAAUCUCAUAUCUACACUCCUCUAAUUCUCAAUAACAAUAAUAUCGAUGAAGAUAUGACAAUAGCAAUUCAAAUGAUACAUAUGACAAGUAGACAAACAAACUUUCUCACACCGAUACAUCAACAACAACAGCAACAACAGCAACAACAGCAACAACAACAAUACGAUGCAAACAAACAGAGAUUUAAUAAUAAUGUUGUUGGUGGAAUUGGAAUACCUAUGAAACAAGCGGCAGCACCACAGAUACAACAACACAAUAUCAUAAAUAACAAUAGCAAUAGUAUUGGUAAUAGAAUAAACCUUCAGAACAGAUUGCCCACAAGCAAUACAUCGGUGAUGAACAAUGUUGGUUCAUCUAUGUCAGCCAACGCAAAUCUAUUUAGGCCGAGCACAAAGAUAGUUGGUUCACCACUUUUGAAACCACCAUUUCAAUCAAAGAAACCUGCUUCUACUUUAAUAACUAAUCAACAAUCAUAUCUGCAUCAACAUCAACAUCAACAUCAACAACAACAACAGAAUCAUCAACAAAACAAUUUACUACAACAACAACAAUACCAUCAACAAAACAAUUUACAACAACAAUCGAAUCAUUCUCAAUAUGAUAACUCAGGAUUCGUACAGACACCAAGCUUUGCAGGUCAUAUAAAUGGACAACAGCAACAACAACCUUUUAAACCAUCAGUGAAUUCAAAUACAUCGAUUUCAUUACCACCACCAUUUAAACCUCAAGCUAAAUUAUUACCAAUGCAACAUUUAACUAAACAACAACCACAACAACAACAUCAACAUCACCAACAACAACAACAACAUUAUCAGCAACAACAACAACAACAGCAGCAGCAGCAUCAGCAAUCAUUGAAUUCAUCAAAUGUAUCAACAUUACCUCCACCAUCAAAUAAUAUAGAGGAUGAUGAUUUAUUUAGUAAUUUUGAUGAUAUCGAUACAAGUAUGUCAUUGGAUAUCAGUGUUUUACAUGGUAAACAACAGAAAGCAGCACCACCACCACAACUACAACAGAAUGAUCAUAAUCAAUUGACUUUAUAUAAUGAUGGUGGUAAAGCAAUGGAGGAAGAGACAAUUCACAUCACUCAACAUGAUUUAGCAUUAAAGUCGAUGAGAGAUGAGUUGGAAGAAUUGAAAAAGUCGUUGGCCGACAGAGACAGAUCACUUCAAGAGAAGGAAAAGAUGUUGCAUCAUAUGCGAAUCAAUGCAACAAAAGAAAAGGAAGCUGAGAUGGCUCGUGAGAAAGAACGUGCAUUGGAAAGAGAUCGUGAGAACGAGAGAGAACUACACAGAGAGAAAGAAAGAGAAAAAGAGAAAGAAAAGAUGGCAACUGAGAAGAGACAAAGAGAAACUAUCGUUGCUGAACUAAAUGAAGUUAAAAAGAAACAAAAAACAGAACAACAACAAAAUACCACAACAACAAACAAUAAUAAUAGUAGUCGUAAAAGUAAUAAUAAGAUUGAUUGGUCAAAUAAUAAUAAUAAUGAAAAGAAUAAUACUACACAUAUAUUAUGUAGAUUAAUGACAAAUAUUGUUGAUGGUAAACCAAGUAUAUUGUAUUUGAUACCACCAAAUGUUCAGAACAAGCUACAUCUACCAUUGACUAGCUCAAUGGGUGGAAAUUCGAUUGGAAGUUUGUCGUCGUCUUCUCUUGUGUUGCCACCAGUGUCUGCCACUGCCAAUCUACUUUCGAAUUCACUCUCUUCACAAAAGUCAACUACUUCUGCAAGCAGACCAAAGUCUUUGCCGCAACCAGUGAAAACACCGACAUCCACAGCACACGACAACAAACAUCACCAAUUGGCAUCGAAACAACCGGGCACUGGUAACUCAACGAUCAUCGACCAACAACCAGUUGUAAUAGAUCUUGAAAAUUCACCUAAAGUGUUAUUACAACAAUUACCACCACCACCACCACCACCACAACUACAGUUACUUCCACAGCCAAUUAAACAAUCACAAAGUACAACUUCAAUAUCCAUCAAUAACAAUGGUAAUAAUCAAGAAUUGACAUUAUUAAAUGAGAAUCUAGAUCCAAUGGAUAUAGAUAAUCAAGCUACAUCACUACAAGCUAUAGAGCAAGCAAGUGAAGAGUUGGCCAAGUCAUUAUCGUUUGUCAUGUCAAUGCAACAACCUUGUAGCACACUAUUAUUUAAACUAUUACCUUUUUUAAAGAUGACAAAUUUAUUUUUAGUUGAUAAAGCAUUGGAUGUAAUUUAUAUAUUAUUAACAUCUUGCAGUGAAUGUAGAGAACAAUUCUUAAAAUAUAAUCAACAGCAACAACAACAACAACCAAGCCAACAGAAUAAUAAUAAUAAUUGUAAUAAUAGUAAUAAUAACAACAAAAAGAAUAAGUCCUUUACUUUGAAAACCAAUAACAAUCAGUCAAUAACUAUAUACCAACUUAAUAACUUUAAAAGUAGUAGACUAUGUACAUUUAUACAACCAUCGACAAAUACAACAAACAACAAUAAUAAUAAUAAUGAUCCAACAAUAACACCAACACAAUCUGAUAAUAAUAAUAAUAUGAAUAUGCCCUCUACAAACUGUGAUAUACUUUCAUAUCUUUUAGAGAAUUUAUCAAAGAGAUUCCAACCUGAACCUAUAUUAUUAACAAAGAUAUGUAGAAUUUCAAUGUUGGUUGCCAAUGAAUUUAGUAUCUUAAAUAGAUCUUAUGGAGUAUUCCUACCAUUUUAUCAACAACCUAUUAUUACUAGUGUAUUCCAAUCACAGUCUCUCGACUUGAAAGAAUCAUACCUAGGUUUAAUAGAAUCAACGAUAUCAGAUCAACAACUCUACGAAUACUCACAGAAACCAUUCAAAGAUGAUAAUUUCGAACACUGUCUUAUUGAGAGAAUCAUUAUCUUUAUGGCCAAACAGAAAUUUAAUGAUAAGAAUUUAUCAAGAAGAUUAAGACUCUCUGCUAUCAAAGUGUUGAACAAGGUAGUAGUAAAUCACAACAAUAGCUUCAUUACAUUCAGAGAUGUGUUGCUACAAGGUACUAUUCUUUUGUAUCAAUCAGAGUAUAUCGAUAUCAUUAGCGAUGUCUCAAAAUCAGAGUUAUUAAAGUAUAAUAACAAUAAUAAUAAUAUUAUAGAACAACAGAUAUUAAAUAAUAAUAAUAAUAAUAAUAUAUCAUCACCAUCAUCAUCAGAUAGUUCUAUACAACUUAUAAAGGAAUCAUUGAAAUUACUGGCAUUCAUCUACUGUAAGACCAAUGAAGAUUCAAUCUUGAAAGCAGAAAGAGAAUUGGAUAUAUUGAAAUCGAUUGGCUUUGUAGUAGCGAAAUACAGACAUAUUCCAAUGCUCAAAGAGCUUUCCGAUCUCAAUGAAAACCUGAUAGACGUACUAGAUUUAAAUUUAAAUCAUGAUGAAUCAUUUACAACCUCAUCAUCCAUUUCAAAUCCACAUUCUAACAAUUAA
Molecule: messenger RNA, 3597 nt
Organism: Heterostelium album PN500
Lineage: Eukaryota; Evosea; Eumycetozoa; Acytosteliales; Acytosteliaceae
Exons: 8
Coding region: 1-3597 (1198 amino acids)
Source: RefSeq, a predicted model, not a curated record